UAAGAGACGAGAUAGACAAGACCAAAGAGGGCCAUGUCAAUGUGUUAAAAAAAAGUCAUCAACGGCCACGGCCAGCACGCUGGUGGCUUUUCUUGUAGCGAGACUGGUUCUUCGCAAGAAUCCCAAACGACUAGAAAGUGCUUCAAAACGCGUUGUCGUGCACCAGAACGCGUCUCGAUCUAGAUAGUAUAGAAAGUGGAUGUGCUUGGUAUUUUGCUCUGCUAGUUCCUUGCAGAAGUCAACUCUGUUGAGCCUGGGUGAUGGCAUGCGCGUCGAAGCAGGGUUCUUUUCAUAAUUAAGUGAGAAUCAUGCGUUAAGUCUGAAGAAGAAGAUAGCUCUUGGUUGUUGGGAAAAAAUGUCGUCCCUUCUCGCGUGGCCACUAGAGGGGUACUCUUCGCGGGCACCACCUGCUCACGAAAUAAGUUCCGAACCAGCAGCACUAGCUGCGCCACGAAGGCGAGGCAGGCCGAAGUUUCGUGUCGGUCUUUCAAUCGGAGCGGACCCGACCUCUCUCGACUCGGCGAGCGAACAUCGGUUACGCCAAGAGUUCAGUAAUAUCACGAAGGCUACUCCUCACAUCACCAAGACAAGUGCAGGUGAUCCCACUGAUGUCGGACGCGGCCAAGACCAAGCAAAAUAUCAAAAUAUCAUUGACGCGGCGGAAGCAGGUGGUUCAACAACGUCUGCACGGCAUGUAGCAACGUCUUCAUCGAAAGACUUUGUAGUUGUACAUGAUAAUACUUCUAGGAUCAUCAGCAGGAGUGGUCAAGAACAAAUAGGCGUACAACUAGGUUCUCCGAACACCAACACCACCACAGGAGCUAACAAAAAUACAUCAUCAGAGGCACUGAAAACUUCUCCCACCCUCUCCGUUUCCUCUUCAGCAAGAAGAAAGAUGUCAUUGAAGCGUGCACUGAUAAAGUCAUGGGCAGAACGCGAGGGAGCUUCGCCACGCACUGAUCCUGCUUCUACUACCGAGACGUCGAUUGCGGAGGAUCUAGAUGAACAGCUAGGCGUUGAAGAUCAUGGUGAAGAUCCUCUACUUCGAUCGAGUGCGGGAGGCCCGGUGUCAUUUUCGAGAAGUGGAUCACGGCAGGCAAGAGGUGGUGCGCACGGUGAUUUGAUGAAAAGGCGUGGGCUGCUAGCAACUAGUGCGUCGCAUCGUGGGAGAAUAGGAGUUGGAGGAAAGAGAAAACUUCAUAGACAGCAUUUAUCUCCCACGACAAUAGCGAGUAGUGACCAGCACUCAGAGGUGGAUUAUGGGCAUGCUCGUUUUCCUGAAUCGAAGAUGAAUAACAGCACACCUUUCAACAUGACGCCUGCGAGUUCACCCGAAAUCGCAGGAUCGAACGAGGGGAAAAGUCGCCCACGGUCAUCAAAAGAAACCACGAAAGCGAAACGUAGAACAAGAUCAAAGACAAAAGGACGACAGAAGCACCCAGACGACGCUGGGCAGGGAAAUGAGGGAGACCUUCAUCUAGAUCGUUUUCGUUCCUCUCAAGAACAGGAAGUAGAUGAUGAGUCUUCACCAAGAGCAGGAGGAGCUUCGUCGUCCGAGCCUUCUACUGCGAGGAAGUUGACAGUCGCUCAGCGCCUCCGACGCGCUGAGGAGCAGCGACUGUCAUCCGAGAGGCGUGCGAAGGAUCUCGAGGCCGAAGUGCGUCGGCGCGAGGCUGACAUCGAGCAUGAGCGCAAACGGCGCCUUGCGCAGGAGGCGGAAAAAACCGAAGCUGAGGAAAAAUACCAGUCCGCGCUUCGUGCGCUGGAGAAGCGCUUGUAUGAGGAGCACCGCGAGACGCUGACCCGGCGCGAGCGCGAGCUGCUGGCGGAGCACGCCACCGCGGUCGCGACCUUGGAGGGAGCGCUCACGACCGAAAAGCAUCACAAAGACGAAGCACGGAAGGAGAAGGAGAGAAUAUUUGACGACUGGCAAGCGGCUUUGGCUGAGGCACAAGCCAGCUCCGGGAAAUAUUUCGUUAAGGCUAGUUUAUCACUAUGGAGUCCCCCUUGAUUUAAAGAAGAAAAUAAGGGGGACGAAAAGGACAUACCACUCAACCAGGGAUAGCGAAAAUCUUCUAGCGUUAAUUUUGCGGCCUUGGAGGAGUUUGAGGACGAAAAAAAACGGCUGGAGCAACAGCGGGAGGCAGAUCUGGCGAAAUUCGAGGAAACGUUGCGGACACAGGUCGACGCAGCAGUGCCCCAGAUCUUGUUUCAAAAUCCCAUGAUUUCGGCUGCGUUUCAGCCAAUGUCCCACUCGAUGAACUACAACAUGAAAACCGGCACCAAUAAACUCCUUUCAGCCGACGCAGCAGCUGGCGGUGGUCUUGGUGGCGGAAACACAACGCUUCUAUUACCUCCUGUGACUGAGGAGCAGCAGGUACUAGACGUAGAUACAACGCAAUUGAACUUGAACAAUGUUUCAACGGCAGCUGUAACGGAACUGAAUAUGCCGCUGACGCGUCAACUCGCCUCCGGAGACGCCAAAAGCUUUUUCGAGAGGCCACCAUCUGCAGAUGGGAUGAUCCUCACGGAAAUGGCAAAGUGGACACCAGCCGAGACGGAAAUGUACUACCGUUAAGGCUUCUUGAGAAAAUCAAAAUCUAUCUUGUUUUUUGAAACAUCUUUAUCUUAAUCUUUGUUCUUGGCCCCAUUUAUUCUGUUUUUGAAGGCAAGAAGGGCACCACGAUGCAGGAGACGGGGAUGGAUUUAUAAGCAAGGUCUAAUACCGUCGUAAAUUCGAGUCGCGCAGUCAAGAAUUUGAGGCUAUCGGCAGAGCUCCACCUCCUGUAGCUGCGACUCAACCAACAGCCAGGGUCGUGGUAGAUGCAAGCGCUGAUCUUCGAGGUUCGAGUUCUUCGGAGUCGGGCGAGCCAGAGGCUGCGGUCCAGCACAAGAUGGUCAAUAUCGGCUUUUCUUCUUCCUCAUCAGAAGCAGCGCACUCAGGCACGGAAGCGACACUGCUUCGAGGAACACAGGGAGCAGAAGCAGCGCACUCAGGCACGGAAGCGGAACUGCUUCGAGGAACCAAAGGAAUACGGCGAGACGAUGAGGCAGUCGCCGACGCGUUAGCGGCGACGGCAUUGAACGAUGCAGAGCCGCACAAUUUCUAUGCGGAAGCAACUGCAAAUAUGAGAUCAAAUACAAAUUCUACGUCGGCAGUACCGGGUCAAAUAUGCGGUACAACUACAACAGCGCUAGGAGGUGCAGGCCUUGCGGCAUCAGCGAAGCUAGGUCAGUCGCUGCGCUUCAGUCUUGAUCCCGAGACGGGAUGCUUAGUCGCGCUCGGUCGUGGUGUGGAGAAAUUGCGGAGGCCACUGUUCUACCAAAACAGCGAAGACAUUCGCAAAAUGGGUCAGCGAUACCAAGAAACGCAUGCCUUCGAAGAGGUGCAGGUGCAAGAACAUAUCUUAAAGAGGGAGAAAAAUACUGAGACUGCUGCUUCGGGGUCUCAACUACACAUGAGGACUUCGCCAAGACGGUGCAACGGAUCGCGUACCACAGAUGCGUCUGGACUCGGAGUUCACCAGCGCGAUACCGCGAUUGCCGAAGCACGGGGACUAGUAAGUCCAUCCAGUGCAGCAGCUGCUGAUGGUGCACCGGCCCGACGCUCUCAAAUGCGGUCUGCAGAUCCCACUGGUGAUCUGUGGGAUGAGGUGGCUUGCGAUUUUUUGGACGGUGAGCUGAAAGCCAAACUUGCGACUGCAAGCAAGUCGAGUUCUACAACAUCGGAAUGUGCCGUCCAAACGAUGCCAAGUAGCACUGCAGGAGUCCAGACCUCACCGCUGAGACGAACGUCUGAUGCGCGAGGAGGCUCUUUCUAUGAAGGAGCGGAUUCUCUUGAUAAAGUAGGCACAUCAACUACAGCAGGAGUUCGAUUUGCGAGUUCAGUAGCUGCUCCGUCAACAUUCGAGGAUGAUCCGGCAGAGCGAAGACACCCGGUUCCAAGUCUCGCGCGACUGUUGGCAGUGGAUGACGAUGAUAGCAGCACUACGAGUCUACUGAUCAGUAGUGCAGAUGCAGGCCACUCAUCUCCUGACGACCUCGGACGCAAAGCGGCAAGGGCGCAUCGCCGAAAGAUGAAGCGAGCGGCAGGAGGAACAGGUGGCAAGAAAGCUACAACUGGUAAGACCUCAACAUCGCUUAGUAGAAGAAAUUCGAUAGAAUCACGUACGAGACUGGCUGGGUCAAGUGCGUCCUCGUACACGCGGAGUCGGUCUGCGAGUCAGAAUCGAAAUGCGGCAAUAGGCAGCUCCGCUUCUAGAAGCGCUAACACCUACAAGGGAGGUGCAUCCACUUCAUUGCGCAGCUCCCUAGCGUCCAGACCCGGCAGCGCGGCGACUGGUAGCAACAGUGUGUCGUCAUGGCGAGCGACACAGUCAUUAGAUAUCGAUAGAUUAAGAAAGAACAAAUCCACUUCUUUGGACAGACGAGGUGGAACUCCGGGUUCAGCGACUCGGACGAGGGGCGGCAAAUCGAGCGGCGAGGCCUCAUCGAGUUCGCCUACAGUUGUUUCUGGCUUGAACAAGAUACAAAAUCGAAGUUCGGCUGCGCGCGCUUCCGCAGCAUCAAGCGGAAGGGGAGCGAAAAGUGGAGCAUCGCCUCUGCUGUCUCAGCAGGAUUCAACGUACUUCUUGCGCAAAUUCAACCUGAACGAGCACGAGGAUGACGACUCAGGCUCGCCUCUGUUUGCAGCGUCCACUUUGGGAAGAAGAGCAGGUGGUUUUGGUGCGUCUGCAUCACGUACUUCGAAGAGUCUAGGAGACAACAGUCUCAGUCGCGACAAGAAAAUGAAUCCUUUUGGGUCUUCCUCCGUAGACAGGGACAAGACAAACAAUCGAAAUAGUGGUGGCGCUACUGCUUUUACUAGUCAAACUAGAGCAGGAGCAAAUCUUCCACCAAAUUCAAAUUCUUUUACUACUAGGGGAAUGUCAGCAUCUCCGAAGUCACCGUUGCGCGUGCGUCACGACAAGUCUCUCUUUUCUGGCGCCAAAGACAGCGGCGACAAACUUUCGUCCUCACAGAAAGACCUGUACGAAGCCCUAUUCGAAAGCAGGAGAAGUAUGAAUAGCAGGAACAAGCAAGAUAAUCUUCAAAACAACUCUGGAGCUAAAGGUGGCGCCACAUCUUCAGCGUCCUCAUCUUUAUAUACAAGUGGAGGUCCUCGCCCUGCCUCGUCUAGUAGUCGCAAAAGCUAUGACAAGGAGAAAGACCUCCACAAAGCAUUAAAUGUUCCUGGUAGAAGUAGUACUGCCGAGGUGGAGGAGGUGGUAACGAAACUGAGUUUAAACCAAAAGCGUAUCAAUCAGCUGAAAGAAGAGCUGAAAAAAGACAUCGAGGACGCGGAACAGCGCUUUUCUUCUCAAAAUCACGUACUUUCAGGCGGUGUCGGACGAGGGAAAGACUCUACUAGUACUACUGGUGACUCAGGCUCCACAACGAAUAAAGCUACUACUACAACUGGUGGCUCAGGCUCCACGGCGAAUAAAGUACUAGAUGACAAAAAAGUAGAUGACAAAACUUCAGCUGAUGCAGAAGCGGCAUCUCCAGAGAAGAUUUCAAGUCUCAUGCGGGAAAUCGACGAAGAGCUUGCGCAGUUACGAGGAACGACACGUAGGAGUCCUAACGCCGACAAGAAUGCAACCGCAUCUUCUAGUACUAGUGCCGACCAUUUUACUUCUGCGCAAGCGCAUGGAGGAUCACGAGGAGGUGAUAAAAACUUGUCCACUGCGAACAGGAGAAGUACGGAAACAGUGCGCAAUAGUUACAGUUCGGGUGCAGGCAGCGACGACAACAUGGAUUGGAAUAUCAACCUGGAUGAUGUGGGUCUGGGAGUCUUUAAGGGGUCCCACAUUGCAUUCUGCAAUUGCAUCCUUGCAUUUUUCUAACAACAAAAUAUAAAUAUGUGCUGAGGAAUGCAGUGUCGGAAACUCUAAAGUCUCUGCAGCCGCAGUCGAUCUCGAAGCCCUACGUUUCAAGGUAAAGGCAGAACAGCAACGCAUGAACGAGGAACAUCAACAAGAGUCUUCAGCUACGUCAUGGGACGUCUUUCCACCUCCUACAACAGCCGCUGCUGGACUCUCCUUCGCUGACAGAAACUGUAAUUCGCCAUCGUUUACGGUCCACUCGACGUCGCAGGGAAAUAACAGUGCGCAUUUGAAUGUGGACACGGCUGUCCGCAAAAAGCUGCGAGACAUCCAAAAUUAAGGCUUAUAUAUAGCGUAAUUCAACAUCUUCUUGAGUAUGAGAUGCGUCUUUCAUUCUAUUUUUGUAACUUGAAAUCACCAAAACAAACCUCUAUUUUUCACUGAUUAAUUUUAUGAGAUGCUUAAGCUUUUGCUUCGGGAUCUCCAAAGUCUAACAAAAGCAGGAAAAGAAUGCACGGUCCACGUCGGGGUCUAGCAAUUCGGUUGCAGGGCAAUCCAAAAACAAAGAGAGCACAGACGAAGAGAGUUUCGACUUCUCGACCUUCAUGCGAGGAGCUAACAGCAGAGACGAACAAGCAAGUGGUGUUGCCGACUCUGCACAACGCGCGAACAAAAUAGCAGCACUCGAAAAGGAGUUGGAGGACAUGUUUAACAAAUAAGAGACGUUUUUACUAGUAGCUAAAGCUAAUAUUGAAAUGACAGGAGACCAGGAAUCUUCUUCUUCAACAACAAUCAUCUUAAACUACAGAUAUGAAAAGUCAUAUUAAUAAAAAAGUGACUAUCUGGAUCUGCUACAAACUACAGUAAUUUUUUUCAAGACCUGGGAAUCACCAAUCAUGAAGACGAUGAAUCCAUUCGAUAGAUUGUAAGAUAACUGGUGUCCAACAAGUACGUUCUGUUUAUUUUUCGUUGACAAUGAUGCUACUCCUUCAGUGGAAUCACAAGCGUUCUCAAUAGAAUACGACUGAUUUUAUAGAGAUGACAAUGAUGCUACUUCCUUCGUGGAGGAAUCGCAUACUUGAUGGACUUUAAUACUUGAAAUAUUAGUACUUGAUAGAGCCAGUAUGUGUCGUGGACCGAAGUUGUAGGUGAGUGCGAUGCACUAGAAGAUGAUGCAGCAUUCAACGUGGAUGUUGAUGGAUUCGCAAGAAUUGCAUGAGCAGAAAUACUAGCUGGUUUUAUCCAACUUCUGCAUCUGCUGCAACUGGGGAUGAUACAGCCAGGUGAAUGACGGGCGUAGGGCAUCUGCAAGGGCG
Amoebophrya sp. A25 is the source of this 7180-nucleotide messenger RNA. Lineage: Eukaryota; Dinophyceae; Syndiniales; Amoebophryaceae. The record is from the annotation of a GenBank genome assembly.